This is a messenger RNA of Paramacrobiotus metropolitanus, 1333 nucleotides long. RefSeq lists its product as uncharacterized. The transcript is spliced from 6 exons. The coding region runs from base 527 to 1198 and encodes 223 amino acids. Lineage: Eukaryota; Metazoa; Tardigrada; Eutardigrada; Parachela; Macrobiotidae. The record is from RefSeq and is a predicted model, not a curated record.
GUUUGUGUUUUCUUCUUCCUGAUAGGUUACCCGAGCAGUAAGCAAACCGCGCAAUAACGCUUAUUUCUCCUUCUGGCAACCGUCAUAGUUGCUAUUUAUAAUAAAAUACGUCGAUCUGUCGUCGCUGCAUAUCGAAUUCUUUGGGGCCUUGAGUCGAAUCCAGUCCGACCAGAUCUUUAAAAGAUGAAGAAAACUUUGUGCAGCGCGCACCGUGAAUGGGUCGAUUAGGACAGCUGUCAAGAAGCAAGCCAUUUAAGUCCCGGCAUGUUUGCAAUCAUGAUGCAACCACCAUUGCGGAAUGCAUUAACUGUGAACCGGAAGUCGAGGACAGACACGAACUUUCUUUACAAACCUGUUAGUCGUCUCGCUCUUAUUGAUAAUUAUUUUUUCGAAGGUUAUCGAUGAUAAGUAUUCUUCAUGAUUCAGUGACUGCAAAAUUUUGGGUUAAGCGCGUGGAGAGGAAGAGCGUAACAUGGAGACGGUUUUAUCGCGAGCAGCUUGCUGCAUUUAUCGGAUUUGAAAAAUUAUGGCACAUACGUACCUAUAUGUGACAGGUGACAGCAGUGAAAGACCGCAGAAAGCCGUAAAAGACCAACUGACAGCCGGACCGGACGUGGGCAGCCGAUCCAGCGCAGAGAUGAGGAAACAUAUUCUAUGUUUGGUUGCUGUGGGAGCGAUGCAGCUGAUCCUUUGCCAAACCAGUAAAACGGAAGAUUUUCCUAAAUUUCGUGCAACAGAAACGCCAGCGAUCCAGCCGCAGGACGACAAACCACAAGGACUACCAGUCUAUUGUAAAAUGCAGAUCGAGAUCCCUAAGCACCAGUGGACGUCGUUUGAAAUCGCAACCUUUGUCGUCAGUCUCCUGGUGUUGGCGGCAGAAGUUUACCUUAUCUACAAGGCGAAUUGUCCCCCCUGUGGCUCCGGAGCAGGCGACACGGAAGCACUGGUGAGACAGUUAGUCGCUGAUAUGAAUGACCUGCGUUUUGACCUUCGGAAUGGAAAUUGGGAGCAACGCGCAGAUCAAGUAAUUCCACGGGGACAACAAAGCAUCCGAUACGAUAACAGAAAAAGCGUUCCGCCACCAAGGAUCGGUAGCCAACUGGACAAUUUGCGCACCGGUUAUUCUCGCUAUCACCUUCCUUCCCAGCACAUCACGGAUAACCAGGUGGAACCGGGCCCCAGAGAAUAUUACCGUUAAACAUAUUAUGAUCCCAUCCGACCCUUUUUUGCUGAUGUAUGCUAAUGUGUUGAUUUACUAACUGAAGAUAAGCAAAAUUUAUCUGUUGUCUCUUACAUUUAACUUUCCAGAUGACCGAGACUCAUAGUAUCUAAC